AUGUGCCGCAAGAAAGAGGCCCUCAACGAGGAGCUGAUGCGCACGCGGCAGCGACUCGAACAGACGACAGAGACGAACAGCCGCCUCAAUCGUAACCUCGAGGAGAUGGUCAAGGAUGUGGAGGAGAAGCAGGUGGUGAUUGAUCUGCACGAAAAGGACUCACAUCGCCUCAACGAACUCCUGGCCGCCAUCCGCUCCGAGAAGGAGUCCCUCGAAUCGGUGCUCUUUGACACAAACACCUCGCUGGAGGCCACCGAAGAGAAGCGCAGCCAACUGGAACGUGAUCUCCAGGAGGCACUGGUCCGUGAGGAGUCGCUGAAGAACCAUGUGGCCCGCCUGCAGAAGGACCUGGAGAUGUGCCAGCGCAAGGCCCAGGAGACCAAGACGCAGCUCCUCAAUGCCGCCCGCGCCGCCGAGAGUGAUUUCAACCAGAAGAUCGCCAAUCUCCAGGCGGCCGGCGAAGACGCUGCCAAGCGACAUGGCGACGAGGUGCUACAGCUGCGCAAUGCACUCGAAAAGCGUAUGCAGCAGGCUCUGCAGGCCCUCCAGACCGCCAAGGACGAUGAGAUCGAGAAGCUGCAGGAGCGUCUUGCCACGCUCCAGGCGCAUAUCGAGAGCCUUGUCCAGCAGCAUGAAGAGGCCCUAAUCCGGGCCGAGAGCGAGAAGCAGCAGGCACUGCUCAUUGCCCAUCGCGACAAGCAGGCGGUGGCCGAGCGCCUGGAGACCGUCUCCCGGGAUCUGAAGACCGAACAGGAGUCCCUGGAUCGCAGCAAACGGGAGGCCAAUGCCCGCGACGAGAAGCAAAGGGCGGCCAUUGCCCAACUCAAAGAUGAGAUGGUACAAAUGCGCACCAGGGAUGAGGAGCACCAAAUCAAACUGGAGGAAUGCAUUCGCAAGCAAGAACUGCAGCUGUGCAGCAUUCGGGAAGAACGCGACACUCUGUGCCGCGUGAGCGAGGAGCUGAAGAUGGAGAUCCGGCUGAAGGAGGACAAGAUGGACGGCACCAAUAACGAACUGCAGGAUGCACUGCGCAAGACCAAAGAAGGCGAGGGCUUCAUAGACAGCUUGCGAAAGGAGUUGACGGACAGUCGCCGGCAGCUGGCGGACAGCAACAUUGAGCGGGACAAGUACUCCAACAGCAACAAGGAGCUGCGCGAUCAUGUGAAGCGCGUGGAGAGCGCCAAGCGGGAGCAGGCCCGCGCCAUUGAGGAGGCGUUGCAGAAGAUCAGCAGUCUGGAGGAUUCCAAGAACUCCCUAGAGAACGAACGCACUCGCUUGAGUACCAUUCUGAAGGAGACGGAGAAUCACUUCACCAAGACCACGCAGGAGCUGAAUGCCACGAAAGCGUCGCUGCAGAAGGCCCAGGUGGAGUUCGCCCAGAAGGACGAGGGUGGCAAGGAGCUGCAGUGCAAGCUGGUGGCCGAGGUGGAGCUGAAGGAGCGCGCCCAGCAGGAGCUGUGCCAGAUCAAAAAGCAGCUCUCCGAUCUGGAGGCGAACCUCUGCGCCACGCGCCAGGAGCUGGCCCGUGCCCGGUGCCACAGCAACCAGGAGGAGCACCGCUUCCAUGCCCGCGAACAGGAGGUGGCCCAGCGCAUGGAGGAGGCCCGCGGGCGGGAGAAGCGUCUCGAGGAUCAGAAGCACAAUCUGGAGGUCUGCCUGGCCGAUGCCACGCAGCAGAUCCAGGAGCUGAAGGCCCGUUUGGGCGGUGCUGAGGGCCGCAUCCGCGCCCUGGACGAGCAGCUCUCCUGCGUGGAGCUGCACAAGCGGGACACCGAGCAGAAGCUCUCAUCCGUGGUGCACACGCUCCGCCGGAUCGCCGGCAUCCAAGUGGACGGCAGUGUGAAUCUCUCGCAUCGCCUGCUCAGUCCUUCCAGGCGGUUCAGUCCAUCACGCAGUGUGGGCGACUACGAUGCCAGGAGCUCCUCCCAGUGCCCGGAUGCACCGAUCGAUGUGGAUCCAGACCUGGUGCGGAAGGGCGUGCGGAAUCUCAUGCAUCAGGUGGCCCAACAGGAGAGGGAGAAGGAUGACUACAAGUCACAGCUGGGGGCCGCCAAGAAGCAGCUCCAGGAUGCGGCCGAGCAGCAGCUGCGCUGCGAUGCGAAGCUAAGCAAACUCCAGGCCAUGCUCCGGAACCUGCAGGAGGAGAAGAGCAACCUGGAGACGGAGCGCAAGAUGAAGAUCUCAGCCAUCUAUGCCCUGGAGGAGAAGCUCAAGCAGCGCAGCGACGAGUGCCAGAUGCUGCGCGAGCGUUUGGCCCAAACGGAGAUGCAGCUGGCGGCCACAUCCGAGGAGAAUGGCCAGAACGAGGAGCGGCUGGAGAAGUGCCGCCAGCAGUGCUCCAAGCUGGACAACGAGAAGCGACAGCUGCAGGAAGAACUCGCCAAGGUUGAAGGACGCGCCAGCAAGCUGGAUCUCCAGCGGGUGGCCAUGGAGGGGGAUCUCACACGCCUGCAGAUGGCCCUCCAGGAGAAGGACUGCAGCAUUCGCCAGCUAUCCGAGCGACUGGAGAACCAGAACCGUGCCCUGACCCAGCUGGAGGAUCGCUGCACCUCUCUCAAGUCCACCGUGGAUCAGCUGAAGGAACGCCUCCAGAAGUCCGCCGUCAGCGAGACCCAACUCCGGGGCGAGAUCAAGACCCUGCAGAAGGAGCUCUCCGAGCAGGGACACUGCUCACAGGCCAACGAAGACAAGCUGAAGCUGCUUCAGAAAUCCCUACAGACCGCCGAGAAUGAGAAGCGCAUUCUCACCGAACGCCUGGACAGCUCCCAAACGAAUCUGAACGAGCUGCGACGCAGCCAGCAGGCGCAACUCGAUGGCAACCAGCGGCUGCAGGAUCAGGUCACCGAUCUGGAGGUCCAACGAUCGGCUCUCGAGUCGCAGCUGAGGAUUGCCAAGUGGAAUCAGGAGUCCGGCGGCGACAAGGGUCUGAGCAAUGGCAAUGGCAACGGCGCUGGCGGCGAGGAAGAGCUCAGCAGGCAGCUGAAAUCCUCCCAGAGGGAGAAGUCCGAGCUUCGUAGCAAACUGCAGACACUUCAGGAUAAAGUCAAGCAAUUGGAAUGCGAGCGAAAGAGCAAAUUCUCGGGCGGCAGUGCCUACGAUCGUGCAGAGAAAUCCAAUUCCUACUAUGGUGGUGGGGGUGGGCCCGCAGAUUCAGGGGAAUUCGACUCGAAUCGCUAUGAUGCGGGAGGCACAGGUGGAGCAGGUGGUGGCUCCUACAGCUGUGGUCUCGAUCACAGUGUGAUCGAGCAGGAGACCCGCGACCUGCGUCUCAAGGUGCGACGCCUGGAGACCCUGCUGGCAGAGAAGGAGUCCGAGUUGGCGCGGGUGAAGGCGCGCAUGAACGACAGCGCCAAGUGUAUGGAUGGCAUGGACACGGAGCGCUAUCGCAGUGCCCAAAUGCAUGCCGAAAAGGUGCUGGAUGUACGCGAGCAGUCCCACAGACAGCAAGUGCUGCGACUGGAGAAUCAGAUCUCGAUGCUGAGGGAACAGCUGGCGCAGGAGGCCAAGCGGCGGCAGCAGUAUGUGCUGCGCAGUUCGAAGGCGAAUCGGGAGAUGCAGCAUCUGCGUAGUACUCUGGGGGACUCUCUGCGCAAUGUCUCCCAGCAUCCAGUGGAUGCUCAUCUGCUGGAAAGCGAGAGCCGACGUCUCGAUUCGGCUGUUUCGAUGAGCCUACCUCCGUCGACCUGUCGGGAUUACGAUCGCGAUUAGAGAGGAUUUCCUUUAGGGUUGAACUUGAUCCCGCCAAGAUGGUGUACUGUAAUGCUCACUGCCAUUUGCAUUUACUUAGAGACGCUUCCUAGGAGUACCAAAACCAAAACCACAACCACAACCACAAACACCACCCCCCCAACCAUCCAUGCCCUAAGGGUGCUCUAGUCGCAUUUGUGUUGAAAAUCAUAAACCGCAUUUAGUACAAUUCUAGCUAUUGAUUGUCUGCCCCGAUAGACAAUCGAAUAUAGUGCGUCCCAUUUACCAUCCAAAUCGCAUUUUGGGCCGAUCCUACUAUCGUAUACACUCACAGGGUCACAAGUUCCGAUUCUCCCAG
Messenger RNA from Drosophila persimilis, 4045 nucleotides. It is a transcript of the gene Root, whose product is annotated as rootletin. Lineage: Eukaryota; Metazoa; Arthropoda; Insecta; Diptera; Drosophilidae. The record is from RefSeq and is a predicted model, not a curated record. Bases 1 to 3708 code for a protein of 1235 amino acids. The transcript has 6 exons.